This is a messenger RNA of Mercurialis annua (annual mercury), 1422 nucleotides long. RefSeq names its product flavonol sulfotransferase-like. The record is from RefSeq and is a predicted model, not a curated record. Gene Ontology annotation, cellular component: cytoplasm. Gene Ontology annotation, biological process: sulfation. Bases 86 to 1150 code for a protein of 354 amino acids. NCBI's taxonomy places the organism in Eukaryota, Viridiplantae, Streptophyta, Magnoliopsida, Malpighiales, Euphorbiaceae. The transcript has a single exon. Gene Ontology annotation, molecular function: sulfotransferase activity.
CAUAUCACCUUCUCUUUGGCUAUAUAGCUAUACAAAAUCCAUUAUAUUCUCUUUAUCUAUAGCUUUUCUCUUUUAUUAUAAUUAAAUGGGGUCCUUUUCUUCUCCUAAUUCCCCAAAAAUUAAUCCUGAGGAUGAUUUACCAAAGAUCAGUGAAGAGAAAAAGCAAAAAAUAAUGUCUCAUGUAAUGAAUUACAAACACAAAGAAAUUAUGUCAACUUUUCCAAGAGAAAGAGAUUGGAGCCUCUACAGUGAAGAUCUCUAUCAGUACAAAGGAUUUUGGUUCAUGGGAAAAUUCCUCGACGGAAUCUUGUCGGCUCAAGAUCAGUACAAUUCUCCGUCACCCGAUGAUAUAAUCCUCGCCAGUUUCAUGAAAACCGGUACAACUUGGCUUAAAGCCCUAGCUUUUGCCAUUGUUACCCGAAACAGCUUUGAUAUUAACUCGACUAGCCCGUUGCUCAACAAGGGUCCGCAUGAUUGCGUGCCUUUUCUAGACGUUGAUCUUGCGAAAGACUCGAGCAAUCGAGACAUGUCGAUGCCACUUGUGGGCACACACAUGCCUUAUUCUUGUCUGCCGAAGUCAAUUCUUGAAUCUGGUUGUAAAAUUGUUUAUAUAUGGAGAGAUCCUAAGGAUGUGUUCAUUUCCAUGUGGUUUUUUCUUGCAAAGCUGAUGAAACUGAUGGGUUGCAAACCGGUUUCUUUAGAAGAAGCUUUCGAGUUCUUUUGUAAUGGAGUGGUAACGUACGGGCCGUACUGGGAUCAUGUCUUAAGUUACUGGAAGGCCAAACAAGAGUUUCCUGAGAAAAUAUUGUUCUUGAAAUAUGAAGAAAUGAAAAAAGAUGAGAGUUUUUACGUGAAGAAAUUAGCAGAGUUCAUGGGUUAUUCUUUUAGUUCGGAAGAAGAAGAGAACGGAGUUAUGCAGAAGAUUAUAGAGAUGUGUAGUUUUGAUAAUUUAAGCAAUCUUGAGGUGAAUAAAAAUGGAGGGUAUAGGGAGGAUAAAUCACCAUUGGCCAUGAAGAACAACGUAUUCUUUAGAAAAGGUGAGGUGGGUGAUUGGAAAAAUCAUUUGACAGCUGAAAUGGGUGCUCGUUUAGAUGAGAUUAUGGAGCAGAAGCUAAUGGAUUCUGGCUUUAGGACUAUGAUUCUUGAUUAAUGCUAUAGUUUACAUAAUGUUUAUUGUUGUUAUUAUUAUCAUUAUUUUAUGUAUUUUUAUUAUAGUGGGAAGGGGGACCUAAUAUAUGGGUAAUUGUUUUUUAUUUAUUAUUAUUUUGGUAGUCGCUUUUUGUAAUAACCGGCACCGUCAUGAUAUAAGUUUUCAAUGUGUAAUGUGUGAUCCGUCGAAAUCUCGAUGUGACACGUGAUGUAUUUGAUGUAACAGUCGUUUGAAUUAUGUGUGAAUACCAUAUGAAUUAGUAUUAAUGAUAA